Molecule: messenger RNA, 523 nt
Organism: Penaeus indicus
Lineage: Eukaryota; Metazoa; Arthropoda; Malacostraca; Decapoda; Penaeidae
Product: cuticle protein AMP4-like
Exons: 3
Coding region: 20-424 (134 amino acids)
Source: RefSeq, a predicted model, not a curated record
CGCUCGCUCCUCCGCCGCCAUGAAGAUCGCCAUCCUCCUCGCCCUCACGGCCGUGGCCCUCGCAGACAAGCUGCCCGGCGCCGCCCCCCCCGUCAUCGCCAUCCUCAGGAGCAGCCAAGUCAACCCCGACGAGCUCGGCGCCCACAGUUCCGACUUCGAGGCCGAGAACGGCAUCGUGUUCCAGUUCUCGGGCUCCGAGGGUGCCGCUGGCGGAGCCAACAUGGUCGGAUCUUUCAGCUACCCCCAGGAGGACGGCUCUCUGGCCGAAGUCAAGUUCGUGGCCAACGAGAACGGCUACCAGCCCGAGUCCUCCCUCCUGCCCGUGGCCCCUGCCUUCCCCCACCCCAUCCCCCAGUUCGUCCUCGACCAGAUCGAGUUCGCCCGCCUCGAGGACGAGCGCAAGGCUCGCGAAGGAAAGAACUAAUGUCUUUGUGAUAUGAUUUUAUAGAACUGUGUCCUGUCGUCCUGUAGCCUAAUGUACUCCUAUUUAUAAAAGCACAUUGCUUGUUGUAAAUAAAAGAAC